Molecule: messenger RNA, 981 nt
Organism: Penicillium paradoxum
Lineage: Eukaryota; Fungi; Ascomycota; Eurotiomycetes; Eurotiales; Aspergillaceae
Product: NAD(P)-dependent oxidoreductase
Exons: 6
Coding region: 1-981 (326 amino acids)
Molecular function (GO): oxidoreductase activity, acting on the CH-OH group of donors, NAD or NADP as acceptor; NADP binding
Source: RefSeq, a predicted model, not a curated record
AUGACAUCAAACAAACAACAAGUUGUGGGAUGGAUAGGACUCGGAAGUAUGGGUCUUGCUAUGGCUCGAAAUGUCCAAGGCUUUCUCCAAAACGAAGGAAAAACACCAUUGAGAUUUUGGAACCGUACAGCGUCUCGUGGAGCACCACUUGAAUCCCUUGGCGGUAUUGGAUGCGAGUCUAUUGCUCAGCUUGUAGGCGAGUGUGACUUGUUCUUCAUUUCUACAAGUGAUGAUGCUGCAUUGAAUGCAAUCAUUGACCAAAUCUUGGCUGUCAAUGAUAUCAAUGGCAAGGUAAUUGUCGAUACUACCACCGUGUAUUCAAAUACGACCAAAGAGAUAGAUGAGAAAUUGAAAGCACGCGGUGCAAGCUACAUUGCUGCACCGGUAUUUGGAGCUACGCCAGCUGCAGAGAGUGGUACGCUCUUGAUAGCGAUGGGUGGCGCACCUGCAGCGAUUGAUGUGGCUCUACCUUUGGUCAAAGGAGUGCUUGCUCGAGAGGUGAUGAUUGUUCCAGCGCCCGAGAAAGCCAGUCUUCUCAAGACCCUGGGCAAUUUCAUCGUUGCGGGAACAAUGGAAAUCAUUGGCGAAGCUCAGGUAUUAGCUGAGAAAAGCGACCUCGGUACAGGAACGCUUGAAAAGUUGCUUGAGCUGAAUUUCGGGAGUCUGAUGCACUCCACCUCUACUCGCAUGACACAGGGUGUCUAUCUACCAGCUCAGGGCGAAUCUCCUUGGUCCAGCUUGAACCUUGGCAUCAAAGAUGUUCAACAUGGCAUCACUGCCGCCGAAGAUGCCGGGAUGAGAUUGAAAGUUGCCGAGGUUGCCGUGGAAAAUAUGUUGCGAGCGAAGGGCUUUUCAGAUGCGCAUGGGAGCCGACCUUUGGAUUCAUCAUCUGGAUACGGCAUCAUAAGACAAGACGCAGGUCUUGACUUUGAGAAUGCUUUUGUCAAGGAACGGGACUCCCCCAAAGAAGAAAAGCUCUAA